Salvia splendens (bonfire salvia) is the source of this 1787-nucleotide messenger RNA. Its product is annotated as cytochrome P450 98A2. The transcript is spliced from 3 exons. NCBI's taxonomy places the organism in Eukaryota, Viridiplantae, Streptophyta, Magnoliopsida, Lamiales, Lamiaceae. Gene Ontology annotation, molecular function: iron ion binding; heme binding; oxidoreductase activity, acting on paired donors, with incorporation or reduction of molecular oxygen. Bases 18 to 1556 code for a protein of 512 amino acids. The record is from RefSeq and is a predicted model, not a curated record.
CCUCCCAACUCCAAUCCAUGGCUUUUCUCCUUCUUCUUCUCCUCCUCUUCCUCCCUUUUCCUGCCCUAAUCCUCCUCCACCACCUCUACUACCGCCUCCGAUUCCGCCUCCCCCCGGGCCCCCGCCCCCUCCCCGUCGUCGGCAACCUCUACGACAUCAAGCCCGUCCGCUUCCGCUGCUUCGCCGACUGGGCCAACACCUACGGCCCGAUCAUCUCCGUCUGGUUCGGAACAACCCUAAACGUCGUCGUCUGCAACACCGAAUUGGCUAAGGAGGUACUCAAGGAGAAGGAUCAGCAGCUCGCCGACCGACACCGCAGCCGCUCCGCCGCCAAAUUCAGCCGCGACGGCCAGGAUCUGAUCUGGGCGGAUUACGGGCCCCACUAUGUUAAAGUGAGGAAGGUGUGUACAUUAGAGCUGUUUACCCCCAAACGCCUCGAGGCGUUGAGGCCAAUUCGGGAGGAUGAAGUCUCCGCCAUGGUUGAGUCGAUCUACAAUGACUGCAUUUCUCCCGAUAACUCAGGGAAGAGCUUGUUGGUUAAGAAGUAUCUUGGAGCUGUGGCAUUCAACAACAUUACAAGACUUGCGUUUGGGAAACGAUUUGUGAAUUCUGAAGGGAUAAUAGACAAACAAGGUCAGGAAUUCAAGGCCAUUGUUUCGAAUGGAUUAAAGCUCGGUGCAUCCCUAGCUAUGGCCGAGCAUAUCCCAUGGCUCCGUUGGAUGUUCCCACUGGAUGAAGAUGCGUUUGCCAAACAUGGAGCGCGUAGGGACAAUCUCACUCGUGAGAUCAUGGAAGAGCACAUGCUUGCUCGCGAAAAAGGUGGAGGAGCCCAACAGCACUUCUUUGAUGCUUUGCUGACACUAAAAGAUAAAUAUGAUCUGAGUGAGGAUACCAUUAUUGGCCUUCUCUGGGACAUGAUCACUGCUGGAAUGGACACAACUGCAAUAUCUGUCGAAUGGGCCAUGGCCGAGCUGAUCAAGAAUCCGAGGGUCCAACAAAAGGCUCAGGAAGAGCUAGACCGUGUAAUUGGCUAUGAACGAGUGAUCACUGAGCUGGACUUCUCAAACCUUCCCUAUCUGCAAAGUGUAGCCAAGGAAGCACUGAGGUUGCAUCCUCCAACCCCUCUCAUGCUUCCUCACCGUGCCAACAGCAGCGUGAAGGUCGGCGGCUACGACAUCCCCAAGGGAUCAAACGUGCACGUCAAUGUAUGGGCAGUGGCGCGUGAUCCUGCAGUAUGGAAGAACCCCUCAGAAUUCAGGCCAGAGAGGUUCCUCGAGGAGGAUGUUGAUAUGAAGGGACAUGAUUUCCGUCUCCUUCCCUUUGGUGCCGGAAGAAGAGUAUGUCCCGGUGCCCAGCUAGGUAUCAAUCUGGUCACAUCCAUGAUCGCCCACCUCUUGCACCACUUCAACUGGGCUCCUCCGAAUGGAAUCAGCACGGAGGAUAUCAACAUGGGAGAGAAUCCCGGUCUCGUGACCUAUAUGCGGACGCCAUUGGAGGCUGUUCCUACUCCUAGAUUACCUGCCACUCUGUACAAGCGUAUUGCAGCGGACAUGUAAGAUCUAUGGUUUUGCCUAAGCACUUCGUCACUUGAGAUAUUGGAUUGAAUCAAAAGUUCUUCCUUUGGAUUUGUAAGAAAAAUUUCCCUCGGUUUCUUGGUAGGACUUUUGAUGCAUUUGUUGUGUGCAAUUUGAUGUCUAGAGAAGUUUGUAUUGGUAGGGAAAGAGAAGCUUAUUACUGUAAUGUUCCCACUGCUAAAUAACUGAGGAUUUUGACCUUUUUUAAAUCAA